CACUCCACUCUGAGCGGGUACGGCGCACACCGGGACUCUUCAAAGUGAUCGACUUGUCUGCGAGCGCGGGCGCGCGCCCACACACACAUAUAUAAUACACCCCCACGCACGCACGCUCAUCCAUGGCGGAAGGAGGAGAGCGCUCGCUUCGGCAGAACUGAGUGCGCAGCGCAGCGCAGCGGGCUAUGGAGGUCACACCGGGUCAGUAGGUGUGUACAGGGCGCGCGCGGUGCUGUAGUCGUUGGACCCUCGGAAGAUGGAGAAAGAAUUAAUAAAGCAGCAGAAGCAGAUCACACAGCUGGAGCUCUGUGUAGCAGACAUUAAACAGCAGUUUAAAGCGAAAGACAAUGAACUGAAGAAAGAAAAGCAGAGGGUGCGGGAGAUGGAGGCCCUCGUACAAAAGUUUAAGACUGACUUGUAUAACAGCAUGGGCUUAAUUCAGGAGCCCAAGAAGUUCAAAAAGAGCAUCCGUAAAAUGUACAGCCUCUACGUGCAGGACCCUGACGUGGUGGACACGGCCAAGAUAGACGCCACCAUCCAGGAGGAGUACAUACGCCAGAGACAGCACUUGGAGAAGAAUGUGGCCUCUCUGAAGAAGAACCUUGACACAAGCACUCAAGUGCACAAUGUGCAGUAUUCAAAGAUUUUAAAGGAGAACACUUCCCUACUGAGGGAAAUAAAUGACAUGAGGGUCAAGAUGAAGGAGCUUCACUCUAAAGUUACUGAGAGCCAAGAAAGUAUCAGGAGGAAGAAGGAGAGGCAGAGCUUCACCGAGGUCAAAGCGUUGAACACAGAGGGCGCCGUCUCUGCUAACAUGGUGCCACAGCACAAGUUCAAGGAGGAGGCAGAGCAUCCCGUCUGCCUGCCACCCCUGAGGAUUUCCAAGGGCUGCAAUCCUCACUCAGGCACCCCGUUUGGCUCCAAGCUGCGCGCCUGCUGCUUCAGCCCCCAACAGCCCUUCAUGCAUAUCACAGGUUUGUCCAGAGGGGGACGCUACUGACCUGUACAGGUGACGGAGAGCAGCCCACCCGUUACCGUGCCCAGGCGAGAGCCGGCGUCCAGAGAGCCCUGUCCUCAGUCCCCUCCAGCAAAGCACAACUUGAUUGCACAAAAACGAAGGGAACGCGUGUACCUCCAUUUCCGACUUAUUUAGAUUUGUUUUCAAAGUGUAACAUUCAACUUCACUGAAGCUGUUUAUUUUAAUUUGCCUAAUUAUGAAUUUUAAUCAGCGUCAGCAUGUUGGUGGGUAGCGUAGUGGUGAGAGCCGGGUUCGAGACCCCCUUGCUGCUCCACCACCAUUGAUCAAUGUACUUAUAACCGAUGCGGUAAAAAGCGGUCGAUGUAAGAAAUUUCUGUCCCUGUGUGUAGUGUAUAAUGGUGAAACUCAAGUGUACGAGAAGCUUUUCUAAAAAUACAUGGCCUGUGCUAUGUCUUUUUGUUUGGUUAUACAAAGGCCUUAAGUCCCCUUGGAGAAUGGUAUCGUACAUGUGGUGAGGAAAAACUUUUGGAAUUUUACAAAAAAUUUAAACUCUG
Messenger RNA from Scleropages formosus (Asian bonytongue), 1533 nucleotides. Its product is annotated as cilia- and flagella-associated protein 57-like. The transcript is spliced from 6 exons. Lineage: Eukaryota; Metazoa; Chordata; Actinopteri; Osteoglossiformes; Osteoglossidae. The record is from RefSeq and is a predicted model, not a curated record. The coding region runs from base 257 to 1000 and encodes 247 amino acids.